Apodemus sylvaticus (European woodmouse) is the source of this 4366-nucleotide messenger RNA. RefSeq names its product BRCA1/BRCA2-containing complex subunit 3 (gene Brcc3). The coding region runs from base 88 to 963 and encodes 291 amino acids. The transcript is spliced from 11 exons. Gene Ontology annotation, molecular function: polyubiquitin modification-dependent protein binding; metallopeptidase activity; cysteine-type deubiquitinase activity. The record is from RefSeq and is a predicted model, not a curated record. Gene Ontology annotation, biological process: double-strand break repair. Lineage: Eukaryota; Metazoa; Chordata; Mammalia; Rodentia; Muridae. Gene Ontology annotation, cellular component: BRCA1-A complex; BRISC complex.
GCUGGGCGGAGCGUCAGCGUAGGGCUGGCCUGAGCACCCAGUUGGAAAAGCCGCUGUUAGCCCUUGGCGGACGUGAGUAGAAAGAAGAUGGCGGUGCAGGUGGUGCAAGCUGUGCAGGCGGUUCAUCUUGAGUCUGACGCUUUCCUAGUUUGUCUCAACCAUGCUCUGAGCACAGAAAAGGAGGAGGUGAUGGGUCUAUGUAUAGGGGAGUUGAAUGAUGACAUAAGGAGUGACUCCAAAUUUACAUACACUGGAACUGAAAUGCGCACAGCCCCAGAAAAGAUGGAUACCAUCAGAAUUGUUCACAUCCAUUCUGUCAUCAUCUUGCGGCGUUCUGACAAGAGAAAGGACCGUGUAGAAAUUUCUCCAGAGCAGCUGUCUGCAGCCUCAACAGAGGCAGAAAGGUUGGCUGAACUAACAGGUCGUCCCAUGAGAGUUGUUGGCUGGUAUCAUUCCCACCCUCAUAUAACUGUUUGGCCUUCACAUGUUGAUGUUCGUACACAAGCCAUGUACCAAAUGAUGGAUCAAGGCUUUGUAGGACUUAUUUUUUCCUGUUUCAUAGAAGACAAAAACACAAAGACUGGUCGGGUACUCUACACUUGCUUCCAAUCCAUACAAGCCCAAAAAAGCUCAGAGUAUGAGAGAAUUGAAAUCCCAAUCCAUAUUGUACCUCAUAUCACUAUUGGGAAAGUAUGCCUUGAAUCUGCAGUAGAGCUGCCAAAGAUCCUGUGCCAGGAAGAACAGGAUGCAUAUAGAAGGAUUCACAGCCUUACACAUCUGGACUCAGUGACCAAGAUCCAUAAUGGCUCAGUAUUUACCAAGAAUUUGUGCAGUCAGAUGUCAGCAGUCAGUGGGCCUCUACUGCAGUGGUUGGAAGACAGAUUGGAGCAAAACCAGCAGCAGUUGCAGGAGUUGCAACAAGAAAAGGAAGAGCUUAUGGAAGAGCUUUCUUCCCUAGAAUAAAGCAGGAAAACAACAAAAAAAUGUGGGCAGAUGAAAAUACCUGGCAUACAAUUUAUUAGACGGAAUCAAUUUUGAAAAUGAUGAAGUUUGAGGGUUUACAUUAUAUGGCCUACAUUAUAUAACUUCAAGACUUAUUAUAAAGCUACAGUAAUGAAGAUACUAUAUUUGCAGAAGGAUCAAUGCAACAGGAAAGAAAAUUCAGAAAUAAAUCCACAAUAAUAUGCUUAACUAGUUUUGAAAAACUAGUGAUGUGAUUCAAGGAAGAAAAGACAGUUUUUCAACAAAUUGAACCUCCAAAUGUAUCAUGGAUUUAAAUGUACUAUGGAAAACUUAGAAAAUAAUUAUUCAAGAAAAAUUCUCAGGAGUUAAGUACUUAAUAUUCAGCUCAAAAGCACAAUUUUACAAGAAAACAAAGUAGAUAUAUUGGACUUCAUCAAAAUUAAAACUUACUAUUCUGCAAAAAUAUUGAGAGGAAACCAUGUAAUAUCUGGUCAGUGAAAAGAUAUGCUUAAAACUCAAAAAUAAACAAUACCAGUAGAAAAUGAAAAAAGACAUAAACAUUGUUACUACAGAGGAUAUAUGGAUGGCAAUUAAUUAUGUGAAUAUAUAUUAAAUUUCAUACGUCAUUGAGGAAUGCAACUUAAAACUACAGCAUGGUGUGGCAUAUACUUAUCAUGACUGCUAUAGAAAAACUAGUGAAAAUACCAACUGCUGUUGAGGAUGCAAACUAGAUUUCUCAUAUACCAAUGAUAGGAAUAUAAAAAUACAGCUACUGGGUAGAAGAGUUUGGAAAUUUUUUUAAAGUUAAACAUACAUUUAACAUGACCCAGCAGUCAUACUGUCUUGGCACAAAAACUUUUACAAAAUUUUUCUUGGCAGCUUUAUCUGUGAUACCUGCAAAUUAGAAACAACCCAAAUAUUCUGCCGUUAUUAAAUAGCUUAAUAAACCAUUCCAACUUUGGACUACUACUAUAUAGUGGAAAGGAUCAUACUGCCAAUAUGAUGAGCCUUGGGAAAUUAUAGUAAAUGAAAACACACAAGUCUUAAAAGAUCAUUUACUGUAUGGUUGCAUUUCUAGAGCAUUAUUUAAAUGUCAGAAUUAAUGACAAGACCAGAUUAAUGAUUUCCAGAGUCAGGGAAUAGACAUUGUAUAGCAUAUGUAUUCUUACUACAGUGUGACAUAAAAGUUAAUUUAGGCUGAUGAAACAGUUUUGUACCUUAAAUUUAGUGUUUAAUAUUAAGUCUGUUCCUAUGCUAACAUUUUAUAGAUUUAUAUACAUACAAAUCAAUACUUGUAAAAAUCUAGAAGUGAGUAGGAAGUAAGAUUCCACUUUAUGAAAUAGGGUGACAGAUGAGCCAUAUGUAGUGCCACACGACUACAAUCCCAGUGCUCAGGAGGCUGAGGCAGGAAAAUUUCAAGUUUAGAGCCAUUCUGAGCUAUACAUUUCCCAGCCGGUUGGGCUACAGUGUGAGACCUUAUUCAGAAAAAAAGAGUGGGGAGGGUAGGUGAUGAGAAAACCUGGGGAUGGAGAUAAAAUGAUUUGAAUAUUGCUAUAGGCCAACUAUGAACACAAGUCUGUGCUUCACUUUCAUGAGUAAAAUGAGAUUAUAGUAGAUGGCAUCAAGUAUACUUUUAGGUCUGUGUUCAUACUUUAAAAAUAUUGAACAUCAGAAAGAACAGUGGUAUGAAUGAAAUGGAUAAGAAGAAAAACUAGGGAUGGAGAUUUUCCUAGUUAUACCUAUUUGGCUUACCUUUACAUAAAAAAAUGUAUUGCAACAUACAACCUUGUAUCCUUUCUGAUUUUUCUUUUUCAAUCACAGUCAAAUUGUUGGGAACAGAAAAUACUUGUUUAUAUGGGUAUGUUGUCCAUCUGGUUUUUUAAAGCUUUUUUGAGAUAGGGCCUCACACAACAGCCCAGGCUGGCCCUAAUCUAGCAGUUCUCUCUUGCCUCUACCUCCUAAGUGGUAAUAUUACAGGCAUGCAACACCAUGCCUGGCUGGUUCCUUAUUUUCUAUAGAUGGAACCUGCAUCUGACCUUGUCUACACUAUUUUUUUGUAACCAUUUUGUAACCAUAGUCAAUGAUAAUGACCACUAGUCAAACUCAUUUGUUUUUGAAAACUGUCAUUAGUAAACCUCUAGCUUUUUACUAUUUUUAUUAAUAAAUAAUAAAUACUGGCUUGACACUUUUACCAUUCUACCACUUUUAUUUAUUUAUUUAUUUAUUUUUCAGUCUACCACUUUUGGUCUUUGUUAUCAUAUAUAUUUUAUUAUUUCCUAUUCCCAGGCUGUCCCUUCCAAAAAUUCAUAAGCCUCUCUAUACAGUUACAAACAAAUCCAUUUCUCUAUAUACCUCUGUCUGAACUCCAGACUUAGGUUUUGAGCUACCUAUUAUAUAUUUCUACUAGGUAGUCUUAUUGCCACAUUGAAUUUGAUAGAUCUACAUCUGAUCAUGGUUUUGGCCUAAUCUAUAUUGUCUUAUAUUUCUUACCUCAGUGAAGGAAGCAUCCAUAUGCAAAAGCUGGAAUCUAGGCAGGCAACCUCAACAUCUCUAUUACCUUUUACACUAUUUGCAUUGAGUUACAGCAGUUUGAAUUUUUUGUAAUCAAUUGCAAUAUGUAGAAUAGUAUGUGUGAGGAAGGCAGGUGGGGUAUCAAGGUUCCCACUGGUUAGGAUUACUUCAUUAAGACAUAAGAGUUCUUAGCCUUGCAGCAGCAGAGCAGAAACAAAAUCUAGUGAAAGUUGCCCUGUGUCAGUACUCUCAGAAUCAGAAUGAAGAGGAGAAAAUGAUCUCUUACACUACAUAAAGUGAUUGAGCAAAUAAGUAUGUUUGGAGGAAAAUUGAAGCUAGUUUUUUCAUAAUUGAAGCAUUAUUUUCAGAUACAUAAAAAGGAAGUAUAAAAUUAUUCCUCGUGAUCCUAAAUAGAAAAAGAAAGAUGGUAGGAUCAUUUAAAAGAAAAUUACAUGUAUGUGUAUAUUGAGAAAAUGAUCAGUAUGUUUAUAUACCUCCACUUCUUACCUCUGCCCAUUAAGAGAGAAUAGAAAUAGAAAUAGUUCAGUAGCUAAUGAACACAUCUGGCACCAAGAUGCUGGGCUUCAAAUAGUAUUCUCCACUACUCCACUAACAGUGAAUAGAAUUGAGUCCAGAAAUAAAUGCAUUAUAUAUAUAUCAGUUUUGUUAAAAAUAAGUUCAUAAUGAACUGAUUUUUAACAAAAAUGCCAAGACUAUUUGAAUGGGGAAAAUAGUUUUUUCAACAGCUGAUGAUUUCACAAUUAAAUGUCUACCCAAUAAUGUAACUGGACCCCUGCCCCAUAUCAUGUAUGAAUGUUAACUAAAAAUGUAUCAAAUAUUUAAAUGUAAGAACUUGUAACUAUUAAAAUAUUAAAACAGCAGUAAAUCUUUA